This is a messenger RNA of Oppiella nova, 300 nucleotides long. Lineage: Eukaryota; Metazoa; Arthropoda; Arachnida; Sarcoptiformes; Oppiidae. The record is from the annotation of a GenBank genome assembly.
AUGAAGUUGUCAUUAGUCUUAUGUGUAGUAUUAGUGUCAUUCAGUGUCUAUAGUAAUGGUGCCGAACAGACAAACUACGAGUACUACACGUCCGGUGGUAUCAAAUCGGGUCUGAGGGCCGACUCCGUAGACUUCACUCUCAACGGAAAGAAAAUCACUUUAUUUAGCGGUUCUUUGCAUUACUUCCGAUUACCCAAAGACUACUGGAAGGACAGGCUANCGACCUUUUUCAUUCCCAAUUUGACACACUUAUGGAGUCGACAUUUAAUGCAGAAUCUUCUGGUGAUAGCGUUGAUCAGG